This is a messenger RNA of Solanum lycopersicum (tomato), 1572 nucleotides long. RefSeq names its product protein JINGUBANG. Gene Ontology annotation, molecular function: protein binding. The record is from RefSeq and is a predicted model, not a curated record. Lineage: Eukaryota; Viridiplantae; Streptophyta; Magnoliopsida; Solanales; Solanaceae.
AUUAUUUUUUUUGAACAAGAAUGUGGGGCAAAAUGGACAACUUGCAAAAAAGAAAAAGAAAAAAAGACAACUCAACCACAGCUCCCCUUAAGUCCAAGUCAAGACUCUUUAUAUAUUCCUUCCCUCUUUUCUAAAACACAAAAAACCCACCCAACACUUAAAAACACAUAUUCUCUUGUAUAUUCCGCCGGCAAUAUGAAAUUCCGAUCAUGGAUUUCACCUUUUUCCUCCGCUAACGCCGCCGCCGACCACCCUAUUCCGCCGCCAAAAGGGAUGUUUCCCGAUGAUGCAAGUAACUUCUCCGAUUUACCCAGUAGUACUGCUUCACCGUCAUUAGUUUCUCAAGAAACAAAUUCUCUCAGCAGUUUACAGAGCAAUCUCUCACUUUUAACUUUACCUUCUGUUCCUUCUCUGCAAAAUCUCUCCCCUGCAACUUUAAACCUCGCUAUCUCCGCUCGUUGCGUAAAUUCUCUAAAUCCCAGAAAUGCCCAUGUCACUUUCCUUGCUAUGCAUAACAAUCUGUUAUAUGCAGCUUCCUCAAAUGAAAUCAACGUUUUCGAACUCAUAAAUUUCACACUUAUCGAUACUUUCAAUAACAAAGACCCAUCUUCUGGUUCUGCAAAAUCUGUUAGUUUCCUCGACGGUAAAAUCUUCACUGCGCAUCAGGAUUGUAAAAUCCGGGUGUGGAAGUUGACACCCAAUAAGCAGCAUAAACUAAUAGCAACCCUCCCGACGCUUGAGGAUCGAUUACGCCGGUUUGUGUUUCCGAGUAGUUAUACAAAUGUGAGAAGACAUAAGAAAAAAAUGUGGAUCGAACAUCAUGAUGCUGUUUCUGGGUUAGCUGUGAAUGAGAAUUUGAUGUGCUCUGUUUCGUGGGAUCGGUGUUUGAAAAUCUGGGGAGGUUCGAAAUUACGGUGUAUUGAAUCGAUUAAAGCUCAUGAUGAUGCGAUUAACGCUGUUGUCGUAGGGAAGGACGGAACAAUUUUUACAGGUUCGGCUGAUAAACGGAUUCGGGUUUGGGGGAAACCGUAUGCGGAGAAGAAAGGUAAAAUUGGAUUAAUUGCGACGUUGGAGAAGCAUAAAUCGGCGGUGAAUGCAUUAGCGUUAAGCUCCGAUGAGUCUGUGUUAUUUUCUGGCGCCUGUGACCGGUCGAUUUUAGUGUGGGAAAGAGAAGACAGUGCGAAUUAUAUGGUGGUUACUGGUGCAUUGAGAGGUCAUACGAAGGCGAUACUGUGUCUGAUCAACGUUUCUGAUUUGUUGUUUAGUGGAUCGGCGGAUCGAACGGUGAGGAUUUGGACACGUGGGAAUCAGGGACAGUUCUGUUGUUUAACGGUACUUGAUGGACAUCGAACACCGGUGAGGUCAUUGGUGGCGACGCCGGCGGAAAGCGGUGGUGUUAAGUUGUUUAGUGGAAGCUUUGACGGAGAAAUUAAAGAGUGGCAAAUUGUGGUUUCUAGUUCAAGUGGAAGUUGAUAUUUAUUUUUUUUUUCUUCUCAAUUUAGAAUUUUAGAAAAUAGAUUUUAUGUACUAACAAGUUUUUUUUUUUAUAAUUGUUUGAAAUUUUAUUUGGAA